GCGCGGUGUCGAUGGCGUUGCUUCGGAGGAACGCUCGCCCGAUGACGGAGACGGACGGCGUAGGCACAGGCGAGGCCACAUUGCUUAGGCUCAGGCCUGUUUGGCCGGUGGCCGCGAAGUACGAGGGGAGCCCGCUCCAGCACGAGCUGCGGCUGUUCGGGUCGAGCGCCGAGGAGCUGAGGAGACUGCCGGGCUGGAAUUGGUGCGAGACGACACCCGACGGCGAUGAGUACGAGACGGCGGUGGAUGGCAUCCCGCCAGGGCCGCGUCGGCGCAGCCUGCUCGGGUGGGACGCUUCAUCUCUCCGCCUGCUGCGAGGCAAGUUCGACAGGUGCCCUGAGUACCCCACGGACGAGCAAUCGGUGAGGAAGACAGUCGAGCACUCCCGCGUGCAAGUGCAUACGGGUACCCCGCAACCGCCGUCAUCAGACUUCGUGAACGGCACGAGAUCAGUGAAGGCGCCAUCUAGGAGCGCGCUCAAGGACAUGGACGCCGCCCUGGUGCCGCUGGAGCCCGCCGGAAGCGCUACGGGAGCGGGCGCACGCCCAUUGAGGCGGGCGGCCGCCGACUGUUGUUGGAUCGUGUACGGUUGCGGGGGACCCGAUGUGGUAGGCUUCGAGGUCGAGUCGAUCAAGGCCGUGGACGGCGGCGCGAGCGAGCCGACGAUGAUGAAGCGGUACGAUGGCGGGCUCUUCGUGAUGUGCAUCCGGGUCAGGCGCGGCGCUCUGGACAGCGGGUCUUUCGCACUGCGGUCGGGGGGCACCAAGGAGGCGAAGGACGAGAACGAGCUGAGCACAUCCCCCACUCGGUGGCGGCUCCGCCGACGAGAGAGCGAGCUGGUUGAUAACGCCCAGCGGGCGCGUAAUUGGAUGCAUGGUUUCGAGCUCGGGCAUGAGGCCCAGCUGGAAUGUGACGAUAUGCAGCAGGACGUUACGCAGUACGUGCAUGGGCUGGCCCAGGGCGAGCAGCGCGCGUGCCGCGGUCUCGACGCCCCGUCAGCGCAAGUGGCCCUACGGGAGUUGCUGCGCGGCCGAUCCCUGGAUGGCGCCGGGGCGGCCAACGACUCGCUGGUGCCCUUUCAGCAAGGCCGGCUGUCGCUUGCCGAGACGGUGGGGCCCCCCCCAUACAUCGGCGACGUUUGCGGCAGACGGGGCCAUUACUUCUUGGAUCGGGAAGGCGAGCGCAUGCUUAAGCCCGUCGGCGAGGCCGAGGCCGACCUCGCGGGCGACGGCACUCAGUGCUACUGCGAUCCCGCGCUGGUGAACCGCAAGACCGUGUACGCUGCUUUUUUGAAGGGCCUGAUGGCGCGUGGCCUUCUCGACUUCAUGCCGGAGCCGCUCGAGAAGGUGGGCAUCUUCUGCGCGCAGAAGAAGGGCCGUGAGCGCCAUCGAUUUAUUCUGGAUGCUCGGCGCUCCAACCAGCACCUCAGGCGGCCAUCUAGCGUUGACCUGAUCACCGCGGAGGGCUUGAGCGGCAUCGAGCUCGAUCUGGACGCCUGCGAGAGUCCUGAGAGCGAGCUGGCGGGCGGGCUGCGCGAGAGCUUGUCCAUCAUGCCCUGUGGCUCGCUGGCUGGCAACAUGGUGGAGGGGCAGCUGCUGACGGGCAACGAGCAGGCGUGGCCCUGCCCAGUGGCCUUCCCGAUGGGCUUCUCGCGGGGUCUGUUCUAUUGCCAGGUGUCAGGAGAGGAGCUUGCAGGAAGCGGCAAGCCCCUUGGCGUGGACACCCUGCUGCGGGACCGCGGGCGGCUGCUGGUGCUGGGCUGCGAGCAGCAGGGCCCCCUUCGGCAUUGCAUUCACGUCGACAACAUGGGCGCGCUGGGAACAGGCGGGGCCAGGGUAGAGAAGACGCUCGAGGGUGCGACUGACGCCUUCACCCAGAUGGGGCUUCUGGUUCACGAGCAGGCCGUCACCUUUGGGGUCACGGAGGUGCUGGGCGCGGAGGUCGACGGGCAGCUGAUGCAGACCCGUGCGUCGGGCAAGAGGCGGCUGCGGGCCCGGCAG
This is a messenger RNA of Prorocentrum cordatum, 2000 nucleotides long. The record is from the annotation of a GenBank genome assembly. Lineage: Eukaryota; Dinophyceae; Prorocentrales; Prorocentraceae.